AUGGGUCCUCCAUCACACGGAGGAUCUGUGAGUUUUCGGGUGUUCACACUCUGCCUUCUGGUGGGCUCUUGGCUGGUGGAAAGGGGGGCUGCGCAGUGCAUUCCCACCACGGUUGAGGCGAAGGUCCCAGGCCUGGCGGUGCCGUACCUUUCCACGUGCCUGAACGGAUCUUAUUCGCUCAAGUUUGCUGACGGCGUCUCUUCCCACACCGUGGUCGUCACAAUUCAAAGCCCCACCGGACAGACCGUCUCUAUUACAGGUAAUCUGAACAGCCAGAUCACAACCCUAACGGUGGGCCAGCCCAACGGGCUCGCCAGCACGUGCCAGGGUUUGGGGAUCUACGCGCGCUCCGAAACGGCGCCGCUGGCGGGCGCCGCGGCCGCGCUGGUUCUGAAGAGACCCUCCGGGGGUUUGCUCAAGCAGAGCGCGCUCACGGGCGACGGCGGCCGCACCGCGGUAGCCACGUGUCUUGGCUCGAGCAACCAGUACCAAUUGCUUCUGAGUGGCGCAGAUGCCCCUCUUCCCGGAUCAAUCUUUGUCCAAGCGUUCCUGACACCCACCGUUUGCACGGGCUUAAUCUUCGACACGACCCCCGAUAUUCCGAUAUCCCUCGUCCCCGGUCAAGCAAGCGUCGUCAAACCCUCCUUUAACCCGCCUCCAAACCCGUCCGCUAGCGCGGUCAAUCUAGGCCCCUCGGGGACGUUUACGGGUCCGGGGUUUACGAUAACCCGGCCAAUCCAAACCCAGAAUCAAACUACGUCCCCAAAUUUGCCCGGUGAACCGACUGCAAACACCGCUAACCCGCCCACUAACCCGGUCAUAUACCAAAGCACGCCCGGGACGUUUCCCCCGGUCGUCGAUCCCAGAACAGGACUAGUGACCCCGGGCGGACCGAUCCCUGUUGGCACUAACCCGGGCGGUAACCCAAGCAGGGUUACGGGCAGUUCACCAAACCCGGUUCCCGAGGGAAGUUCUGGUCCGCAAAGCGUUAGCGACUCAAAGGAGAGCAGGAAAUGGGUCGCGAUCGUGGUUCCGAUGCUAGUUAUCUGCGUGCUAACGAGCGUAGUCGGCGGGCUGGUCUUUUUUUUCGGGUUACGGAAUGUGCGGAGGACGGUUACGGAGCAAAUGGCGGAACUGCGGAACGCUCUGAUCGGCCGCAGCCGAAGCGGCAGUCCGAGGGACUACCGCCAGUUCGCGGUUGCAGCAAACCAGGGAAGGGUUAACGGCGUCAGCUCUCGUUCAGAAAACUUAACCCGGGGCCGUGAGAGGGAUCCCCCCCAAAACUUCAGCGGCGAAUACGACGAUCUACGUUGGGGCGCUGCUGACGUGGCAAACCCUGAACUGGGCCGAACCAGAUCUGGGUUAAGUCGGAACCAGUCUGGGUUUGGUCCCGACCACUCCGGGUUCGGUCGAGAUGAGAGCGGGUUAAGACAGAACGGAUCGUCCUUAGUCCCGCCCAGAAGAGGGGUUCGACCCCCCAAUCAAGAAACGGCUUUCCAAACGGACAGAGAAACCGGUCAGCAUCGGAGGCUGGAACGGAACCCUAGCCAGUUGCCGGGAGUUGCGGGAGCGGGACACGUGGCAGACUCGCGGGGCUUACAUGGUCAAGGGUCGGCCAGAACCGUGAGGUUAGACCCUAACGGGGACGGUCAGGUUAGGACGGGGGAAAGCAGGGGGCGUCUCAGAGAGGGUAGCGCGGAAAUGAAGAGGACGCUGACGUUUCCCGCCGCAGAAGAAGGCACGUCCAUCUCGAAGCUCUUCAGUUGGGCACGCACCAAACCCGCCGAUGCUCCCGAAAGAAGCACAGCGCCGCUCCUCCCAAAAGCAAGAGACCCACUCAGAGUCGGACACGUGUACGUCCCCAGUCAACCCUCCUGGGGUCAGCGAACCAAACCCCGAACCUCAGCCGGCGACACCGCGGCCGCGGCCGCGGCUCCCAGCGCUGACGUUAUGGGAGCGCGCGCGCAAGAGAACGAUCUGGAAGCAGCGCGCCACAGUUUGAGCGACUUGGAAGAGGGGCCUUUGGGCGAGCAUCAUGGCGGGGGGCUGAUCGGAGGAGCGCAUCUGCCCCCCCUUGGGAGAGAAAGGCCGACGUAUGCUAAUCAAGGGAUGGAACGGACUUCCGCUGCCCUGGGCGGAGCGAGCGGAAUGGUUGCUGGGCGAGGGCUGUUCCGGCCGAAGUCGGGGGUUCCGCUUGCCAACCAAGACACGCUCGGAAGAGCGAACAGAAGGGAGCCGGAACGGAGGGACGGAAGAGUCAGCGAUGCGGAGAUGGAAGAGGAGCCAUUGGGAGAUCUGGACGAAGGAAGACAGGGAGUCGUCAUACGAGGAUUGGGACCGAUUGAAGAAUCUGGUUUGAGAAGCGCAGUUCUUGGACCAGGGAAAACCCCGAAUAGAUGGGAGAAACGUGGGGUGCCGGAUAGGAGGAAAAGCGUCGACUCGCAGAGUUUGGGAUCCACGGUGACCAAACGCGUGUCUGACAUCGGAAGACACGUGGGCGGCGAAAAGGGCGCCACGUUGCUGGAUAAGGAUUGGGCUGUCGCGAAGCAAGAGACCGGAGAUGGGGCUCCCCAAACCAAGGGUGAGGGUUUACUUUUCGAAACGCAGCGUUUUCGAGAAAACGAGAAGGCUUUCGGCGUCGGAUCACGACUGGAGAAAGAAGCCCGUGAUGGAGAAAAUAAUCUGGGUCAAGCGGAAGGGGUUUCCGGGUUUGCGGAGGCGACCGCGGCCACCCGAGAGGGCUAUCGCGUGGAUGACGUCAGGAAUCCGGGUUUAGAAAGAACGUCAGGUCUGCAGUCCAGUGCUGAGGAAAGGAGCGGACGGCGGAAUUCCGUUGCGCUGAGCGGGGAGCGUUUCCGCGGAGUCGUGUACGCUUCUCCGGACCCGGUGAAAGCGGAAUCCUUCGACAAGGUGCGCGAGUGGUUCAGCAGGGGGGACCACGGUGAGAGCAAUCCGGGCGGCGCGUUUACCGCGGCGGAAUGUUUUGGAGCGGAACGGAACGGUGCGGAACGGACUGGUCUAGAGCGCGACGGAACGCAACGGGAGAAAAUGGAGGCGGGGACCCGAAUCAAAGAAGAGGAAAGCCGUUCGAAGCGGCAGGUGGCUUUCGAGAGCGGACGAUCGGAGAGGAGAGGACAUUCGGACAGGAGGGAGGUCCGAAACGGAAACGGAAUAGGCCGGUACGUUCAGGCGGAACGGAGUCCGCUCGCGAGCAACCAGGACUAUUGGGAGAAAGAGAGCCUGCUCUUCGGAAAGAGGCCCCCUCGGUGGGACGCUUCCCCUUCCAAAGCCGCGCACGUCGCGCAAGUUUCUGAAGGCAGGAACGAGACAAUUGCGCGGGGCCCCCAACCCACUCGCGCAACGUUUCGGGACGACAAGGCAUCCGAAAAGGUGGGCGCGAAAUCCGGGGAGAGCGGCAGAGCGCGACCAAGUGACACGUGGCAAACAGGGAAGUUAACCAGAGGCGGCGGGGAUGUGCUGCGCGCGCGGGAGAAGCUGGCGGAGGAACUAGAGGCGGGGGGAUGGACCCCCGACCGGGCGGACGUGGAAAUGGUCGACUGCCUGCUCUUUGAUCUGCCCGAGAUGGUGGCCUCGGUGCAACACCUCCGAUCGCAGCUAGAAUAG
Molecule: messenger RNA, 3624 nt
Organism: Klebsormidium nitens
Lineage: Eukaryota; Viridiplantae; Streptophyta; Klebsormidiophyceae; Klebsormidiales; Klebsormidiaceae
Source: the annotation of a GenBank genome assembly